This is a messenger RNA of Fonsecaea multimorphosa CBS 102226, 927 nucleotides long. RefSeq lists its product as uncharacterized. The coding region runs from base 1 to 927 and encodes 308 amino acids. The record is from RefSeq and is a predicted model, not a curated record. The transcript has a single exon. Gene Ontology annotation, molecular function: RNA binding. Lineage: Eukaryota; Fungi; Ascomycota; Eurotiomycetes; Chaetothyriales; Herpotrichiellaceae.
AUGUCCAAGAAGAGAAAGAGAGAUCAGGUCCAGGAUCAGGAUCAGGAUGGCUCGAUCACUGCUCAUGGACAGUCGGACCAAAAAUCCCAGACAACAGCACCGAACCCUCCUGUGAAGUCCAAAGGACAGUUGAAACAAGAGAAAUCGGAGAGGAGAGCAAAAAAGCAGAAGAAAUCGAAGGAUCAAAAGAGAGAGCAAGAACCGUCUCCGGCUCUGGGCACUGCCAAUUCUGAUCCCGUCCCAACAUCGACAGAAAUAAGCCUCGGCGACGCAGAGCAGCAAGAGAACCUAGCAAAGCCACGCAAAGAGAGAAAAGAUUCGACGACUCAGAAGGACGAGGGCGAAAAGAACACGACAACUCCUACCCGAUUCAUUGUUUUCGUCGGCAAUCUACCUUUCGAGACCACCUCGGAGCAGAUAAAGGAGCACUUCUCGAAACUCGCGCCGACGGCUGUGCGCCACUCGACGGACAAGAAAACGGGGAAGAGCAAGGGCUUUGCGUUUGUCGAAUUCGACAGCUACGACAAAAUGAAGACAUGUUUGAAGCUGUAUCAUCACUCUAUGUUUGAUCCUGCUAGCAGCAAAGACAGGGGUGCAGGUGGCGCAGACGGAGAGAGAAACGGGCAAGAACAGCCAUCGCAGAGGCGAGAAAAGAAAAGCAAAGGGCGAAGAAUCAAUGUCGAACUGACCGCCGGCGGUGGUGGCAAGGGCAAAGACCGGAAGGCCAAGAUCAAGACGAAAAAUGAGAAGCUCAAAGAGGAGAGGGAGAGAAGACGGCUCAAGGAGAAAGCUGAGCGUGAAAAGGCCGGCUCAAAACAAAAGGGGCCGCCCGAGACUGGUGCAAAUGCCACCGCUGUGGCCGGUGGUAAGGUCCAGGAUGACCGUGGAGACAUCCAUCCCAGUCGACUGUCUCGUGUGAAGCAUUGA